Messenger RNA from Trichobilharzia regenti, 552 nucleotides. The record is from the annotation of a GenBank genome assembly. NCBI's taxonomy places the organism in Eukaryota, Metazoa, Platyhelminthes, Trematoda, Strigeidida, Schistosomatidae.
AUGACUUAUAGACCGGCAGUAUCACUCAUUGUUGCAUCAGUUGUCAAAAGUGGUUGUAACCUGUUAGCGUCAUUUUAUUCAGUCAUGAAGAAAAGACCAAAACUUACUCUGAUUUUCGAUGAAGAGAAAAGAAAGGAAUAUCUCACUGGAUUUCGAAAAAGAAAGCUAGAACGUAAGGAAAAAGGACGUUUAGCAGCAGAAAAGCAGUUAAAAGAAGAAAUCAAGGCAGUCAAAGCAAAAUACAGAGAAGCUGCUCGCCAAAAAUUGGAAGGUAUCCAUUUGCCCGGAAUGCUAGAUUGUACUGAAAGUGUGCGUUCUUGUCAAAGUGAAAUUAUCGGCGGUCACAACGUUGUUAUUCAGGAACUUGAUAUUUCUAAUUGCCAUUACUUUAUGGGAGCUGCUUCCGAGGAACAGAAAUCUGAACCAAUCGAUUGUGUUGAAGAAACAAAAAUGUCGCUUAAGAAAGCACUCAAAAUGAAUCCAAUGAGAAGUAAAAAGCGAUUUCGUCGUUCAAAGAAAAAGCCUUGUGCUAAGAAUAGACGUCGACGCUAG